Trematomus bernacchii (emerald rockcod) is the source of this 1382-nucleotide messenger RNA. Its product is annotated as progranulin-like. Lineage: Eukaryota; Metazoa; Chordata; Actinopteri; Perciformes; Nototheniidae. The transcript has 6 exons. Gene Ontology annotation, cellular component: extracellular region. Bases 116 to 1018 code for a protein of 300 amino acids. The record is from RefSeq and is a predicted model, not a curated record.
UACAGUUGGAUUUAUAGUGGGAGUGUCUGACCUGCCUUAUAAAAACUAAUGCAUUCAUGCUUCAGUUCAGGGGAAGUGUAACCGUAGCACAAGAAGCUGUUGAAACACUUGCAAGAUGUUGAGGACUACUCUGUGGUUGUUAGUGGGAGUGUUUGUGUGGGGGUUUGCAUCCUGCAUCACAUGUCCUGACGGGAACCACUGCAGUGAUAACGCCACCUGCUGUAUGACUGUGCAUGGAUAUAGCUGCUGCCCAUAUCCCAAUGCUGUGUGUUGCGCUGACCUGGCCAACUGCUGCCCUUCAGGGUUUCGCUGUAACCUGGUCACUCACAUGUGUGAGAAAACACCAUGGAUGAGAAUCCCCAUGGUGAAGAAGGAAGCUGCAGAGAAACCAAGCACUCCUGUUCGACCUGCAUCUCCCAUCCAGGAACUCCAAAACAAUGCUGUACCAGAGCAAACGAAGAGUUCAGAUGUCUACUGUGACAACUAUUUCAGGUGUCCCAAUGGCUAUACCUGCUGCAGACACCCAACAGGAGCCUGGUUCUGUUGCGGGUACUCUGUUGGCUGGUGUUGUCUGGACGGCUACCACUGUUGUCCAUACGGCUACAACUGUGACCUCACAUAUACACACUGUGUGAGGCAAGGCCUGAGCUAUCCCUUCAGCCCCAGAGAAAGUCUCACCUCAAUCCCUGCCUCUCCCAUUUCAACUUCAGAGGACAAAAGCAUCAUACAAGAGACACCAAUGACGGUUCUGACAGAAACCAAGGAUGGUAGCCCUGAGGCUGGAGUCAUUCGCUGUAAUGACAAGUUGUACUGCUCACCAGGGACAUCUUGCUGCAAAGACACCAAAGGCAAUUGGAGCUGCUGUCCCUUCCCACUGGGCAUGUGUUGUAAAGAUGGUAAGCACUGCUGCGAGUAUGGCUUUUCGUGCUCCUCCACCUCCCUGUCAUGUGAAAGAGGGUACGCUCACAUGCCAUCAGGACCCCGGGAACAUGCCAAAUCAACCGAGGACAUGUUGUAAAAGUGUGUGCACUGUGAUAGCUUUGGGAUUGUCUUGAUAUAUAGUUCUGGCCAAAUCAAACAAUGAAUCAUAAGACCUAUGCAAAUGAAGUAAAUAAUGUGCUUACAUCCUCAAAAGAUGACUUGGUGGCUGUUUUUCUUUUCGCAAGGGAUGGCAUAUUUUCAAUAUCCAGUUUAUCGAGACUUCUUGCAAAAGUUUGUAUUCAUUGCAGUGGUGUAGUAGGUCUAUUGAGGAUUUUUUAUCUGAAGAUGUCAAUUGAGAAAUAGAUCAUCACAGAUGAUUUAAUGCCAAUCUCAUUUUUUUUAUUGAUCACUUUUUUAUGUAACAGAAAAUAUAACAUUUUAUAAACUUAUUUUAAUACGAA